Messenger RNA from Anoplophora glabripennis (Asian longhorned beetle), 1991 nucleotides. Its product is annotated as sorting nexin-4. NCBI's taxonomy places the organism in Eukaryota, Metazoa, Arthropoda, Insecta, Coleoptera, Cerambycidae. The record is from RefSeq and is a predicted model, not a curated record. Gene Ontology annotation, molecular function: phosphatidylinositol binding. Bases 359 to 1615 code for a protein of 418 amino acids. The transcript has 6 exons. Gene Ontology annotation, biological process: protein transport.
AAUAAUUGUUUAUACAUUAAAAACUAUUUAUUGCAAAGUUGAAAGUACUAAAAAUGUAUGUAUCCUGCAAACUAGUUUUCAAGUUAUCAUUAUUUACUACGUCCAUUGUUGCAAAUUUUAUUAGUUAGUGAAGUAGGCAAGUUUAUACUUUCAAGAUCCGGGGCUUCAAUAAAUUAUGUAUUUUUAUCUCGCAUUUGUAAACAUUUUUUGGAAGUAGAACUAAAGUAAAAGAUAAGGCGGUCUUAUUUAUUUAAGCUGUAAAUUGCACUCAUUAUCGACACUAAAAUAGAAGAGCAAACAUAUCAAAGGUAUUUGUACUAUAACAUGGGUGUAAUUGUUUAAUAACAAAAGAAUUAUAAUGGAUAAUGUUAAGGAAAUAUCAAUUCCUUCCAGUAGUAGUAACGCCCCUUUAAUACCAAUAACAUUGGAUACUCUACUAAAUCAUCUAGAGAUAUCGGUUUCAGAAUCGGAAAAACGUGCUAAUGGGUCUCUAAAUUUGAGAGACUUUUAUACAGUAUACUUAAUCGAAACCAAACUGACUGAUCCGAAUUGCCAGUACAAGCUAGGCAAACUAACGACAGUAUGGCGACGCUACACGGAAUUCGAACAACUAAGAGAUUACUUAGAAGUUACUUAUCCCUACAUCGUCUUGCCACCACUACCAGAAAAGCGAGUUAUGUUCGGAUGGCAGAAAAUAUCCAAUGACACAUUUGAUCCAAAUUUCAUCGAUCGAAGAAGGGCUGGACUAGAAAAUUUCUUGUUAAGGAUUGCAGCUCACCCGAUACUUACCUGGGAUGCGCAUUUCAUUGAAUUCUUGCAGCACGAGGAAGGUUGGAGAGAAUCGUACAAGUCUAAUGGUUAUUUGCAAUUAGUCGAGAACAAGUUAAAAAGUAUUAGUGUGUCAGUGAGAUUGAAGAAAGCCGACCCUAAAUUUGAGGCCAUUAGAGAUUACGGGGGGACGUUAUAUACGAAUUUGAAUAACUUGCUUAAAGCUCGAUCGAGGGUAGCAGAGAAAGAAUACACUAUCCACAAAUUGCAUGCGAACUAUGGACGCGUUUUCAGCGAGUGGAGCGCUAUUGAAAAGGAAAUGGGUGACGCUUUACAGAAAACUGGGCAUUACUUAGAUUCUCUAGCCUCCAGUAUCGAUGCGAGUCUAGAAGACGAAGAGCUACUAGCAGAUCAGUUAAAGGAAUAUUUGUUCUUCGCACUGUCCCUCCAGAAUAUUUGUAAAAACCACGAAAUGCUUCAAUUACAGCUGGAGGACGCUGAAGAGAUCGUUGCGAAUAAAAACGUCGAAAGAACUAAGGUGCAGCAGGGCAAGACGGGAUUGAUGUCUCGAUUGUUCGGUGCUGUUGAUACCGAUGAGGUGAGGGAGUUCAAAGUGAACUUGUUGGACCAGCAGAUACAGGAGGGUGCCUCGGCUGUUACUGUUACCAAGGGAAGUCUGAGUGACUUUUCGUCGAACGCCUUAACAGAUAUUGAGAGAUUCCAGAACCAGAAAGUCUUGGAUUUAAGGGAUACUCUCGGCAAUUAUACUUACUUACAACUAAAGACUGCUAGAAAGGGUUUACAAACCUGGCUACAGAUUAGGGACUGCUUACAAAAUAUUCCAUAAUGCUAAAAGCAAAAUACUUUUUUUUUUAACUUUUAUACAGGGUGUUCCAGAAAAGUUGGGAGAACUUUGCACCACAUCAAAAUACAAAUAUUUAAACCAACAUUCAAUACAAUUACAAUAUUGCAUUAAUUGAAUUUUUUUGUAUAUGUGAGUGGAUCUAAAUUGCAUUACUUACAUUGGAGAAAUUUGUGACGGAGCAUACUCUCAAUUUUUUUGAACCACCUUAUAUACAUAAUAUAUACUUAUGAGCUUACAAUCUUGCUACUCAAUUUUAAUUUAUUUUUAAUGAAUAUGUUUCAUAUUUAUUUGCAAGGAAAGUAUUCAAAUAUAUUAAAUAUAACAAUACUCUAAAUCAAAAUGCUGCAUAUCUAAACAA